GCCAUUUUGGCUCAAGCCUCCUAUCGACCCAGAGCGCACUGAGCGUGGCUGCCGGGAGGGCGCCUGCGCCCCUCGGGCGUGCCCCCCGGCAUGGGCUGCAGCGCUUCGGGUGCCGGUCGGGUGCGGGAGGUGACGGGCGCCCAGCACACCCGGGAGACGACGGACGCAAAGCACGUUCGUCAGAGUUGUUGGGUGCAGUAUGGCGGAGAAUCGCUGGAGCCGCUUUUGGAGCAUACCUCGCUGGUUGACGCAGAGUUUCUUGUGGACCUUGCCGACAAAGGCGGCAUCGUGCCUCGUUGGCAGGAACUCCCUGAGGUGGCAAAAAUCGGCCCAGCCAACGUCUGGCAAUUGCGCUGUUGUGCAUUUCACUAUUUUCUGCCUGUCGUCGUUCUCAGCUACCCAUGGCUCGAUCGAUCUCAUCCGGACCGCCUUGGUUCGACUUUGCAACGCAUCGCACCCAUACUUCGUCGAAUGUUAAAAGAUGUUAAGCAAAGGUCAAGAGAUGCGACCAUCGGCGUCUUGUGGGACUUUAUGUCAUUGCCGCAAUUCCCGCGCUCUGACGAUUUCGAGAAGCAGCGUUUCAAGGCGGGGCUCUGUGCCAUCAACCAGUGGUAUGCUCACCCGUACACCCAUGUACUCCUUGCCACCUACCCUGUGCCAGUUGACGACGGCAAGUAUGAAAACACGCGGCCCUACGAAAACCGCGGUUGGUGCAAGUUCGAGCGCACCAUAAGUGGUCUUACGAAAUAUUCAACUUGUACAGAGGAGUUGGGCAUGGAAGUGCGAACUAUAGCUAUGGAAGGCCAAAGCAUAGCUAUGCCAGCUAAGCCGCAUCGUGGGCCGCCAAUCUCGCCCGAUGUGUUCUCCGAUCAGGUGCGAAUUGGCGUGCGGGAAGGGACCAUUGCAUUCACAGCAGGAGCCGACGAGGAUUUCGUCAUUGAGCAAUACCGCAAAGGCUUCGUUCAUGCUUACGAGAACCAUACACGCAUUCAAUUCAACGGCGGCUGGGUCCACAUGAGUUCUCUAGACUGGGGCGAUGAGGAAGCAUUCGUGAUGGCCAAAGCGAUCGAAUACGCCGUAGAGCAUUGUUCACCUCCGGAAGAGAUUAAGAUCAAUAUCAAAGGCAACCGCUUCUCGGAGGCGGGGAUCAAGGCAUUGCAAGAGGCACAGGGCGGGCAAUUUUCUUUUGUCUUUUAGAUGGGAGUUGACAGCGGGAUGCAAUGCCAUCCGAGUCAUCACUUCUAGUUUCAAACAUGUUGCGGGCAGCAAAAUAUGAGCUGCAAGCGAAGCUAUUCACUUACAUCGGGCUGCGAUAAUGCUUCAGUGUUGCUGAUCUGGUAAUGUCAUGUCGCCGACCGCAUCUGUUAUCGUAUUGCUCUUGAUUUGGAAACGGAUACGUGUUUCAUAGUGACGGUUUCACGCAGGCCAAGGCAACACCAUCGAUCACAUAAACAA
Molecule: messenger RNA, 1455 nt
Organism: Prorocentrum cordatum
Lineage: Eukaryota; Dinophyceae; Prorocentrales; Prorocentraceae
Source: the annotation of a GenBank genome assembly